AUGCAGGUGCAGUGGCACAUCGCGACGGAGGCUGCCAAGGGGUUAUACUACCUCCACCAUGACUGUUCACUGCUCAUCCACCACCGCAACAUCAAGUCCAACAACAUCCUCAUCGACUCCAACUUCGAGGCGCACGUCGCCGACUUCGACCACGCCAAAUUCCUGCAUGACCCUGGCGCCUCCGAGUGCAUCUCCUCCAUCACCGGUUCCUACGGCUACAUCGCCCUCGAAUACGCAUACAUGCUGCGAGUGGACGAGAAGAGCGACGUGUACAACUUUGGCAUGGUGCUGCUUGAGCUGAUCACAGGGCAACAGUCGGUGGGAGGCUUAGGUGAUGGCGUGGACAUUGUGAGAUGGGCGUGGAAGACGGUAUUGGGAGUGAAAGAGGAUACUGAUUUAGCAGCCGUUAUGGCGAUUGUGGACAACAGGCUGACUCCAAGUCCGGCGGAGCUGAUCACCAAUUUGUUCAAGGUGGCGAUGCUCUGUGUGGAGGAGCAAAGCACUGAACGGUCGACGAUGAGGGAGGUGGUCCACAUGCUCUCUGAUCUCGACGCCGCUGCCCGCUAG
Molecule: messenger RNA, 567 nt
Organism: Zingiber officinale
Lineage: Eukaryota; Viridiplantae; Streptophyta; Magnoliopsida; Zingiberales; Zingiberaceae
Product: leucine-rich repeat receptor-like kinase protein FLORAL ORGAN NUMBER1
Exons: 2
Coding region: 1-567 (188 amino acids)
Biological process (GO): protein phosphorylation
Molecular function (GO): protein kinase activity; ATP binding
Source: RefSeq, a predicted model, not a curated record